Messenger RNA from Rubroshorea leprosula, 3336 nucleotides. Lineage: Eukaryota; Viridiplantae; Streptophyta; Magnoliopsida; Malvales; Dipterocarpaceae. The record is from the annotation of a GenBank genome assembly.
GGACUGGCGAAUUUCUUGGAGUUCACACUGAAUUUCACCGUCCUCCUUUUACGAUAGGAAACUAGCAAGUCCUUGACUCUGCUUCGUGUCAAUGCUGAAUACGAAUCCUAUUUUCCUUUGCCUGUAAAUCCAAAAACCAUGAAUCCACCUUCAAUUCCUCACUCUUUUCACUUCCAUAACCCUAACCCUAACCCUAAUCCUACCUUCUCCUUCUUCCCUUCCCACGAAAACCCUAAUCUUGUUUUUAAUUCGUUCUCAACGCCAACCCCUGACCUCUCUACUACUCUCUCUUCUCUUAACUCUCUCAUCUCUCUCACCCAACAAAUCCUCGAUUCCCAUUUUUCUCUCCUGAACUCCCAAAAUGACACUCUUGUGUCCUGCCCCUUCAACCGUCACCAUCUCAUGCCUCCAGAGUCUCUCUUUCACCAUUCCCUCCGCUGCCCGGCUCCUCUCAGCCUUGACCCUUUGAAUAUGUCGAAUUCCCCGAACCCGUCUUCAGAUGUACAGCACCGAGAAAGUCACCUUAUUCAAGGUAGCAAUACUGAGCUCUGCUUCUCUUUGGAUAAUUAUCUUGGUGAUUUGGGAUUGAGUUUCUUCUAUAAAGAUUGUCCAGGUGUUGUUAGUUUAAAUGAUAAAGAUAGUUCAAAGAAAACAUUUACUUUACCUGGUGUUUUAUCUGUGGAAUGCGCAAACUUUGUUGGUUUUAGAGAGGGAGAGAUAAAAGAUAAAGAUAUGGAGUGUUACAGCACUUUACCUUCUGAUUUGUGGGCUAUUCGGAGGGAAGUCGAGGGGUGGGCUGAUUGCCCAAACUUCUGUUCGUUUAAAGUGACGUGCGGAAUUUUGGGCUCAAAUAUGGUUGGAAACAAAGAUUUGAGAAGAUGGGUAAUUGCUAAUUCGCCACGGUAUGGCGUCUUAAUUGAUGGUUAUGCUGCAGAUCAUAUAUUAUUGCUGUUCAAGUUGUGUUUAAAAGCAAUUGUGAGGGAAGCCCUUGGUUUCUCAGAAGUGGAGAAGGUGGGUAGAGAUGUGAAGAAGAGAGAUUUGGAGUUGAGUUUGGAAUGUAGGAAUUUCAAUUGUCCUAUUCUGGUCCAAGUUUUGAUGUGGUUAGCUUUGCAGCUCUCUAUUUUGUAUGGAGAAGCAGGUGGAAAGUUAUUUGCAAUCAGCAUUCUUAAGCAAUGUAUAUUAGAAGGUGCAUUGAGGUUAUCAUUAUUACACUUGGAAAAAAGGAUGGCUGAAUUUUUCAAUUUUGGAGAACAAUCACAGAUUUCAAAUGUUAAUGGUACAGGUGCUGAGGAAGUUAAACUUGAGGAACAACUUAAAAUCAGCACAGACUCUAAACUAGUCACAACAGAGAGUGCAACUGUUGGUAGUGGGGUGAUUUUUGUGUCCCAGGUAGCAGCAGCAAUUGCAGCAUUGCAUGAACAUUCCUUCCUUGAAGAAAAGAUCAAGCAAUUACAAGCUUCCCAACAACUUAAUAGAUAUCGGAGGAUGGCUGAGCAUGCUUACCUUUCAGAGAGAGCUAAUGAGGAGAGGAAAAAACGUUCUAACUAUAGACCUAUAAUUGAGCAUGAUGGGCUUCCUCGGCAGCCAUCUGCUAACCAGGAAACAAACAAGGCCAAGACAAGGGAGGAGAUACUGGCUGAAGAAAGGGAUUAUAAACGCCGAAGAAUGUCAUAUCGUGGGAAGAAAUCAAAGCGGUCUCCAUUAGAGGUGAUGAGGGACUUAAUAGAGGAAUACACAGAGGAAAUAAAAAAUGCUGGAGGAAUUGGUUGCUUUGUUAAACAAGCAGAAGUGGGAGGGAUAGCACCAUUACCAACUGCUCAUAGCCCGCAUGUAGAUGUUGAUGACCAGAGAAAAAGUACUGAUGACAUAACAGAACCAGAAAGGGAUAGCCUAGAUCAUUAUGGGAAAAGGUCUCAACGUAACAAUGAAAUUAGAUCUGUGAGAUCAGAAGAUGCUUCAGAGAAGGAUAAUGAGCAAUCAAGAUGGAGCAAACAUGAGGACCAUGAUCAUUGUAAGGACCCAAGAAGUAGUGAUAUGAAGAGACGUAGUGAAGGGUACCCUGGAAGCUCAAAGAGACACAGAAAUCAUGGUGUGUCUGAUGAGCGAAUUAGUCAUAGAAAAGAAAGAGACAAUUCAGAAUCAAGUAGAAGCAAGUAUUAUAAGAACAGAAGGUCAUCCUCCAGUAUGAGCAAACAUCAGGCCCACAGAUCAUCUUACUCUAUGUCUAAUCCUUCAGAUGAGGUUCACAGAAGAAAGUUUGACCUGGAUUUUGGAAUUAAAGAUAGGAAUCACAGGAGCUUGUAUGAGAAUUUUACUUCUGACUUGGAGGAACCAAAGGGAUUUGGCGAUAGAUAUGAUCCUUAAGAAUCUCAAGACAGCCAUUAUGCAUAAACGUGGCAUUUUGAUUGGAAGCCAUUUUUUUUUGGCAAGAAUAGUUUCAUCAAUGUGCUAGCAGCUCUCCUUAUUAAUCUGAAAAGGCUUUGGGUAGUUUUCUAUUCUGGUAAGUUCAUAUAUGCUGAUGUUUAAGCAUGGUAUUAUAUAUUUGAAUCCAAAGUUUAGUAUUUGACAUGUUUUAUUCUAAUAACUUUGCAGUAAGAAGUCAUCGGGCUUCAGCACUGACCCGAUCUGUAUCCUCCUUUGUAUCCUUCAUUAUAUUUUUUAAUUAUUUGAUUUCUUUAGCUCGUUGGAACUUUGAUUUUGAUCCUCAAGUUGUCUUUCUUUCUCUUUUGAACAUAAGUUUUAUGGUAGUGCCAACAUAGACAUCUUUCAAUAUCCUUUUGUUGUGAACCAUAUCAUUUGAUCCUCUCCUAAUGGUUACAAUUUGCAAAAUCUUGAAUCUUCAAUUGGAGCUGUCAGUUUCAUACCACUACUGCCCAUGUGAUAUAUUUUUCUGAAUUCCAUUAUGACAUGCUAUUUCUAUGUGUAAUUUCAUUUUAUUGAAGAGAAAUCUUAAAAUAGUGAGAAAUUAAUUGGGAGUAAAAUUAAGGGAGGUGUUAUUUACUUGUCAUUACUGAUCAUGUUUAAUUUUCUAUACUGUUAUAUAUGUCUGUGUGUAGUGGGGUGGGGGUGCAAUUGGUUAUAUUUUGUCUACUAGAUUGACAUAUCAAUUUUUUUAAUUGACGGCCAACUUCUUUUUUCAUUUUUAAUUAUAUAUGAUAUCUUGUCGACAUUGUACUAUCCCCCUCUUCUCUUAUAUACAUACAGACAUACAUUAAUUGUGUUAUUGUUUCCUUCUAACUUCUAAUGAUAAAGCAAAUUGCAAACUUAGAUUGGCAGACGUUUCAAGGAAUAUUUGCAAUGUUUGAUUCAGUUUUAUGCAGAUUCCAUGAUUAGAAU